Truncatella angustata is the source of this 968-nucleotide messenger RNA. RefSeq names its product Alpha/Beta hydrolase protein. Bases 120 to 968 code for a protein of 282 amino acids. The transcript has 2 exons. The record is from RefSeq and is a predicted model, not a curated record. Lineage: Eukaryota; Fungi; Ascomycota; Sordariomycetes; Amphisphaeriales; Sporocadaceae.
UGUCUAUCCGGCCAACCUUCAAAAUACUGCCUCAAACUUUCUCCCAUCCACCUUGGUCAAAGGCUUUUAUAUAUGUAUAUGUGAUAUCUAUAUAUAUAUAUUUCCAGUUCUUGGACGCUAUGAGUUCCCCAUCUGAUUAUGCGGUAGUUAUCUGUCAUGGCUCGUAUCACUCACCAGAGCCUUAUAGGCCACUGGUCGAUGCAUUAAAGUCGAAUGGAUUUGACGCUUACUGCCCUCAGCUUCCCACCGCCGAUUUGAGCAAGCUAAACGUUGGCGACGUGAACAACCCAGACUUCGAUCGGGAACCUCCGGCGGGCGGAUAUCCCCAAGGAGAGGAAGAUACCGAAGCGGUCCUCAGCGUUCUCGAACCGCUAAUCCAGGAUAAGGGAAAGAGGGUCCUCAUCAUCGGUCAUUCGGCGGGAGGCUGGGUUGCAACUCAGGCGGCGAGGCCUGAACUGCAACUUGAGACUCGCAAGGCGGAAGGACAGUCGGGCGGAAUCGUGGGCAUUCUGUACAUGGGAGCGUUCAUCAUUCCUGUUGGAGAGUCUGUGACCAGCUUCUUUCAGCCCAAGGACGGGACAUUUGUGACACCGCCAUUUAUGAAAUUCCACAAACACGGCGGUGCUGGGCUCGGUACGAUGGUAGAAGUGGAAAAGUUCCUCUUCAAUGAUGUCGAUCGAGAGGAUGCUAAGAAGUGGUCAUCCGGACUUACGGCAUCACCCGUCUUGACCACGAAGCUCACCAAUGAUGCGUAUGCAGCUUUGCCCUGCGCAUAUCUAGUAUUGGAGGGGGACUUGACCUUGCCCAAGGAGUACCAAGAAGGUAUGGUGGCGCAGCAGAGCCAGAAAACUGGAGAGUUCACAGUCUACCGCAGCCCAGCCGGGCAUUCCCCCCAUAUUAGUUGGACAGAAGGCGUUAUCGGUACCGUUCGGGAUUUCCUAUCAAAAGUAGGACUCUUAGUAACUUGA